Molecule: messenger RNA, 3979 nt
Organism: Daktulosphaira vitifoliae (grape phylloxera)
Lineage: Eukaryota; Metazoa; Arthropoda; Insecta; Hemiptera; Phylloxeridae
Exons: 6
Coding region: 373-3072 (899 amino acids)
Molecular function (GO): RNA-DNA hybrid ribonuclease activity; nucleic acid binding
Source: RefSeq, a predicted model, not a curated record
CUAAACUGAUAAUAGCUUUAAUAGCAUGAUUAAAAUGUGUAAAUUAUUCAAACGAUUUUAGAAAUUUCUUUAAAAAAUAGCGAUGUAAGACUUCAAAAUUAAUUAAUAACUAGCUAGCAGCUAUACUUGUACAUACAAAGUUUUUAAAAAUACUAAAAUAAUAAUGUUUAAUAUUGUACAGUUAUAAUGUAUAUCUAUUAUAUUAAUUUUUAAUGAUCUAUCUGUUCAACAUGAAGUUAUUUUAUUUUAUUGUCUGUAAUUGUUUAUGUAUAUGCUGAAAUCGGCAAAAAUUAUACCACUAAUUAGUUUACAACUUAAAAUUUUUCAAAUUAGGGGUCUUUUUGUCAGUUUAAUUAUUUUAAUUUUUAAAAUAUGUUCACUUCAAUGUUUAAUUCACUGAGUUAUACUAUACCCAAAUGCACAAUGAUAGACAAAGUACCACAGGAAGAAAUAGAAAAUAAAAGAAACUAUGUUGAAAGUCUUUUGGAUGACCUCAUUUUAACUACAGAAGAUUAUGGUAUAGAGGGACAUUUUACAAAAAUAGAAAGCGAUACAUUAAAUGAUUACAUAUCAUCAGAUUCUAUAUCUGAUUCCUCUACAUUUUAUGACUAUAAUGAUACUGUUGAUAGUGUUGCUGAGCAUAAUAAAAAAUCUGCACUCAAUGAAAAUAUUUGUAGAAGUAAACUUCAAGAUCAUUUAAUGAAUGAUUUCAAUACAAAAAAAACAGUCAAAAUAAAUUCUUUGCAAUGUUUAUUUUCUUGGAAAUUAAAUAGAAAUACUGCACAUAAUAUAAUGAAGUGCAUUAUUGACAAAUAUGACAAUCAAACUCUAAAUUUGUCUAUACCUGAAUUUACUUUUGAAAAAUUUAUAGGUAAUAUCAUUAUUUGCUUUGAAUUAUUUCAAAAUAAUGAUUGUGAAAUGGCACAAAUAAAAAUGAUAGAGUUGUAUAAGUGGAUUGAAAUACAAGAUAACCGUGGUGAAGAAUUUUAUCUAUCAAUUCAAAUAGGAUUGAAACAUAUAGUACUUUCCACAUUUGCACAAAUAUUGAUUACAACAAAUUGUGUUAAAGAAUACCAAUGGCUAUUAGAUGAAAUCAUUCCAUUUGAAAAUAUUGAAUUUAAAUCAAAAGCAGCUAUUUAUGCUGUUCAUGCUGCAGUAUUGGUUGAAUAUGGGGAAAAAAUCUGUGAUUUUAAAAAAGCUAAAAAAUAUGCAAAAGAAGCUUGUAAUUUGGAUUCUACAAAUGCACAGUGGCAGUAUGUCUAUUCCCAAGUACUUGCUGCUCAUAGAUAUUUUUUGUUUAAGGACCAGUUAUUUUCCAAUCCAACCAAAAAUGAAAUCUGUUUGGUACAAAAUGCAGUUAUAUUAUCUAAAGAAAAUGAAGAAAAAAUUAAUUUUCAUAAAUUUACUUUAGAAUGGGAUAUUAUAAUUAAUAAUUUUUAUAGAACUGUAGAUAAAAAGUCAGCUGCUAAAAAUAAGGAGUUAAAUGAAAUUAUUUAUGAAGUUAUUCAAGCUAUUUGUAAAAAAGAAGUAAAUAAUUCUUAUUUCAUAAAUUGGUGCAAAAGGACAUUGAUGACUGUACCAAUUAUGGUUGAUAAUGUUAUCUUAGGGAAAAAAUUAUUGAAAAAUGCAUUAAAAAUGGCACCAAAUAAUUUAGUCUUGCUAAAUGCAGUUGAAAUUGCUACAGACUUUUUCAAUGAAAAUGAUAAAUUAAAUAAUUUUUUUAUGAAUAUUGCUCCAGAAAAAGAAAACUCACUAUCAAAUGAAUUACAAUUAAUUGUAGAUCAGCAUAACAUAGGUAAAGAUGCUAUUCCUUUACUGAUUAGUUUGUUAAAAAAUGUAGACGGUUUUGAUUUAUGGAUAAUAUUGGCUCAAAUUUGUUCUUAUAAUAUAAUAUAUAAAAAAAAUCUGAGAGUUGGUGUUGACAACUUUAUGAUGCUAAUUGAAAACAAACCAAUUGAUACAAAUGAUUUGAUUGUGCAUCACUAUUCUAUAUUUAUGUCCAAUAAAAAAAUCAAUUUAGCUGAGCUAAUAAAUAAUGAAAUAAGGUUAACAAUUAAGAACAAUUCUGUAACAUUUAAUGAUAUGCUGUAUUAUCUGAAAGUUCUGUCUAAAAUAUUGGAAGUAUUCAAAAUUAAAACUAUUGAUGUAGACCCUUUUAUGUGUUCAAAUUUAAUUUGUAAUACAUUUUACGAUUGGACAAGUAAUAUUAGUGAGUAUCAUAAAAAUGACAAUAUAUUUAAACAUGAUGUCGCAAAUCAAAAUGUUGAGAAAAAAUUGAAGAAACGCAAAAGUAGGAGUAAAAAGCAUAAAUACAUUGUAAAUGUUAGAACUAAGAUUGUAACAAAAAAACUGAAGUUAAACAAGAAUAAAAAACUAGACCACCCUUCAAAUUCUAAAAAUAUUGAUCUCAGAUUUGUUAAGAAGAAAUGUUCUCAUUUAAAUAAUAAGAAACAUUUUGUUGGUGUAACAAAAGUUAAUUUUAAGCGAUUAGUUAGUUUUAAUUAUAUUAAUAACUAUUUUUUGGUUAUGAAAAAUUGUUAUGUAGAUUUAAGUAUAUCAACUUAUCAGAAAAAUGAAACGUCUGCUGAAUUAUAUCGUAAUUUAGUUUUAGACCUUAUAAAAAAACUACCUGAAAAUACACAAAUUGUAUACACUGAUGCCUCUAAAACAUGUAAUGGUGUGGGUGUCUCUAUAGUACAUAAAAAAAAAACAUAUAAGUUGAAAAUUCCUGAAAAUUGUGACACAUAUACUGCGGAAGCUAUAGCAAUAAGGUUAGCAAUAGGUUUGGCAAACAAAUUAAAUGGUAGUCAUUUUAUGAUUAUGUCAGAUGCUUUAAGUGUCUUAUCUAGAAUUCAAGAUAAUUAUAAAAGUGAUCCUAUAAUUAAAGAUAUAUUAGUUGAGUCAAAAUUAAGUACCAAAAAGAUAGCAUUUGGAUGGAUUCCAGGGCAUUGUGGUAUUCCCGGUAAUGAAAAAGCUAAUAAAGCAGCUAAUGAAGCAACAAAGCUUUCUAGUAUUACUAGAAUAUCUUCAAUUAUUGAUGUUAAUAAAGUAAUAUCAUUAUUUCGAAAUUAAGAAAUUCAAUAUAAAAUCAAAGAAUGAAUAGAUAUUUUUUUUUUGACAAAAUCUAUAACGAUGAUUAAUGUAAUGAGUAUUGUCCGUGAAUUAUAGAUUUUUUAAUUAUAGAAUUUGAAUUAUUAUAUAAUAAAAUAAUUAUAUAAAAAUGAUUUUUUUUUUUAAUAUGGAAUAGUGUGAUAAAUUUAAAUCACCUUUUGAUCCUUUAAUAGGAUUUUCUGUGUAAAAAACUAAAAAAUCGAAAUAAUUAACUGAAUUAUAUAUUGUAAUAUGGAUGUUCUUCAAUUCUAAUAGAUUUUUGAAAUUAUAAUUAUAAAAUAUUUAGUUAUUAUUACUGAAAAAUAUUUUAGUUUCAUGAUACAUUUUAAGUGCAUACGAUUACUAGUUAAUAAAUAAGAACUGUACAAACUAAGAUUAUCAAGUUUAUGAAUCCAAUUGUUUUUCUUUUUAUAGUAUUUUUGUUACUGAAUAUUACAAUUUAUAGAACUGUUUUUAAAUCAUGUUUGUAAUUUAAUUUUAAUUUUUUACAAAUUUUUGUUUUAAUUGGUUAAUUGAUAUUAAAGGCUGAAACCAGUUGCAUUUGUUUAGUUUUUUAGAUGAAACCAAUUAUUAUUAAAAUAAAACCAUAUCCACAAACAAAUUGAACAGUUUCAGUCUAUAAUAUAUAUUGUUAUAUUAUAUUUAAUCUUUGUGACUUUGUUUUUAUUUUAAUAUACGAGGAAAUUAGUUAUUUAGAAGAUUAUUUAAAAUAACUUGAUACAAAAAGAAUGUUUAAUAAUUAUAUACAUUUUUUAAAAUUAAAAGUAAACAACAGUAUUGUAUUUAAUAGGUAUGUCAAAAGGGGGUUAUGACAUUCUAGUACAAGUACUAAAUAAAAUUAUGUUAUAUAACACUAUUAUAUUAUUGG